This is a messenger RNA of Andrographis paniculata, 1207 nucleotides long. Its product is annotated as CRAL-TRIO domain-containing protein YKL091C-like. NCBI's taxonomy places the organism in Eukaryota, Viridiplantae, Streptophyta, Magnoliopsida, Lamiales, Acanthaceae. The transcript has 6 exons. The coding region runs from base 165 to 977 and encodes 270 amino acids. The record is from RefSeq and is a predicted model, not a curated record.
UUCCGGUCCAAUUCUUCCGCUUUUAAAAUAACCUACGCCACAUGUUCAUGUCCAAUUGCUUGCUCUUUGUCGUUACAGUAAAAUAGAUUCUAUGCAAUUCUAUUGUAUACUACAACCACUCUCCUCCAUUCCUCUUCUCUCUCUCUCUCUCUCUUGAAUCUCCCAUGAUUUUGGGUUCCAAAUCGAACCAUUUCCCAGAUCAGAAAAUGGACAGAAAUCAAGAAUUGGCAGUAGCCCGGAUGAGGGAUUCAGUUGAGAAGCUUGGUUUUUCGACAGAGGGAUAUGGAGAUUUUACUCUGAUGAGAUUCUUGAUCGCAAGAUCAAUGGAUUCGGACAAGGCUGUAAAGAUGUUUGUGCAGUGGCGGAAAUGGAGGGCUGAUUUUGUGCCACUUGGCUACAUCCCUGACGCUGAAGUUGCAGAUGAACUCAGUGCAGGGAAAAUCUUCUUACAGCCCCCUCUAAGAACAGGAAUUCCACACCCUUUGCUCAUCGUCAAAGCCUCCAAGCAUUUCCCUUCCAAGGAUCAGCUUCAAUUCAAAAAAUUCGUCGUGCAUUUGCUGGACAAGACCAUUGCAAGUGCUGUUAGAGACAAAGAAUUGGGAAAUGAGAAGUUGAUUGGCAUUCUUGAUCUGGACAAGAUUUGCUAUAGUAACAUUGAUGCUCGGGGCUUGAUCACCGGCUUCCAGUUCUUGCAAGCAUAUUACCCGGAACGUUUAUAUAAAUUGUACCUGUUGCACAUGCCCGGAUUCUUUGUGCGUGUUUGGAGACUCAUUUCGCGGUUUCUUGAGAAAGCUACAUUGGAGAAGGUAAUGAUUGUGACCAACGAAGAAGAAAGAAAGGAGUUUGUUCGCAGUGUCGGGGAAGAAUUUUUGCCGGAAGAAUACGGCGGACGAGCUAAGCUAACACUAAUGCAAGACGUGGUGCUAACACCACCACCACCACCAUCAUCAUCAUCAUCAUCGGAGGAGGAGGAAUGAUUGAUCUGAUGGAUGGCUAACUUGGGAAACACAGACACACAUAUUGGUGUAUUUGUAUCUCUCUAUCUGUACGUAAUGUUAGAGGAAAAUAAAGGUAAGGAAGGGUGGCAAUUCUUCUUGUUUAAGGAUAUAUGUAAAAGGUAGAAGUGAUCAUACGUAACAAUAUGGUCACAAACUGUACGUCCAACACACUUUAAUCCGAGGAUGCAAUAAAAUUGAAGUCAUCGCCA